AUGCAGCCUUCCCACGAACACCAGCUCCAGCUGCAAUCCAGUGAUGGUGCCGUCAGUGACGAGAACCGCCGCGUACUCGAGUGGAUCGCCCAGAUGAUGAACCCUCAGACACGUGAGGGAGCUUUGCUUGAGCUGAGCAAGAAGAGGGAACAAGUUCCCGAAUUGGCUCUGAUCCUGUGGCACUCGUUUGGUGUCAUGACUUCGCUCCUUCAAGAGAUUAUCUCUCUUUAUCCCCUAUUGAACCCCUCGCAGCUCACCGCCGCUGCCUCCAACCGUGUCUGCAAUGCUCUGGCUUUGCUUCAGUGCGUGGCUUCGCACGGUGAGACUCGUGGUCUCUUCCUCGGUGCUCAUAUCCCUCUCUUCCUCUAUCCUUUCCUCAACACAACGUCCAAGUCCAGGCCCUUUGAAUACCUGCGUCUGACUUCUCUUGGUGUCAUCGGUGCGUUGGUCAAGAACGACAGCUCAGAGGUCAUCAACUUCCUCCUCACAACUGAGAUCAUUCCUCUCUGCCUCCGUAUUAUGGAAACUGGUAGCGAACUCAGCAAGACCGUUGCUAUCUUCAUUGUUCAGAAGAUUUUGCUCGAUGAUCUUGGCCUUCAGUACAUUUGCCAGACCUACGAGCGAUUCUACGCUGUUGGAACCGUGCUUAGCAACAUGGUCAACCAGCUAGUUGAGCAACAGACGGUGCGUCUGCUCAAGCAUGUCGUGAGAUGCUUCCUUCGCCUUAGCGACAACGCCCGCGCUCGCGAAGCACUCCGCCAAUGCUUGCCCGAACCUCUCCGCGAUGCCACCUUCUCUUCAGUGUUGCGCGACGAUGCCGCGACCAAGCGUUGUCUGGCACAACUGCUUCUAGCUCUGUCGGACCAAGUUGUCGACCCCUCGCAGCAGAGCCAGUCUAACCUUCUUCCCUGA
Molecule: messenger RNA, 912 nt
Organism: Aureobasidium melanogenum CBS 110374
Lineage: Eukaryota; Fungi; Ascomycota; Dothideomycetes; Dothideales; Saccotheciaceae
Product: Rcd1-like protein
Exons: 3
Coding region: 1-912 (303 amino acids)
Biological process (GO): negative regulation of translation; mRNA catabolic process
Cellular component (GO): CCR4-NOT complex; CCR4-NOT core complex; P-body
Source: RefSeq, a predicted model, not a curated record